ACCAUGUGACUGAGAAGGAAUCACAGACGCACUACAUUCCUAUUCGAAGAAAUUCCAGGUACUACCGCUCCAUCAGACUUCGGAACAGAGGGAAAGGGAGGAGCAGCAGAGAUGUUCAAAGUGAAAAUGUUGAAGGUAAGUAGCUGUCUACGUAGUUACUCUCCCUUCUUUGCCCAUUGAGACUGAGGGUUAUGGGUAAAAGUAAAGCAAGGGUUGGGGGAGAGGGUUUACAGGAAGAACAGUGACAGACUUCUUAAGACUCUAGAAUCUGGGUCCCUGCCUUCAUACACCGGCUGCACCUACUGGAUAUCAAGUUGCUGCAAGUCUGAAACUGCAAAAACAAGAGAGAAAGCCAAACGGGGUGAGAUCUGAUGCCAUUUCACUUACAAUGAAGCUCUGUUUGGUUGGCAAGACCCACAACUAAAGAAGGAACAAACAGCAAGAACAAGCAAAAUAUUUUAUACAAAUGAGAAUGUCUACUGGAGCAAGAGACAUAUUAGCAGUAGAGUGCUAGACAAGUUUACACACAAGUCCAUUAAGUGCAAUGGAACUUACUCUUUAACAAGUGUGUGUGUUUAGACUGCAGCCUUGAGAACCAAACACAACAAGAUUAUUGUUGUCUAAACCACACAGCAAAGUAAUUAAUAAUACUUAGCAUGUAUAUAGCACAUCUUAACCAUUCAAAAUUCUUCCUCUACAUUAUCUUGAUGAUUGUCGUGCUUCUGCCAAUAAACUUUUCUUUGACGCCAGGUAAAGACAACUUUUGUUGUCGGCAAAGAAGUGGGUGUCUCCCCAAAGAGAUAGCUGUUUUUUUGCUUCUCCUUCUGGAAAUGAGCUUAGAUACCGGUAACAAAUUACCCCAUCCUAAUGCCCGCUCACAGAAGACUGGGCCCAUUCUUUCUUGCAAUAUAACACACAAGGUAAGUCUCUUCCCUUUCUCCAAGCAGAUACCACAAGACUAAAAACUUCUACUUAAUAUGCUGCUCCAGUCAUCAUAGUAUGGUUUAUGGACAAAAUGAGCUCUUUUGUAUGCUAGGGCAGACAUUUCUCCACCCAGUGAAUGCAGUAUGCAGCAAGGCUAACAAAACCUGAGUCACCUGAGCUCAAGAGAGCCUCUGCACCAAGCCUGGUGCAGAUGAGGAGAAUCUGACCUACACACAGCACAGAUUCACAACAACUGUAAAGAAAGUCGUCAUUGCCUGUUUCAGUCCCAGCAGAAUCUAUUUGAAAACAAGCUGAUCUCCUACAAGUUACAACUUAAAUCUGUGUAGUCUGACCAGUUGUGGUCCUACCCACUCUCUGCUGUUCCAUUGCUGAAGCAGCAGCUGCUCACCCAAAGAACUGGAAGAGGAAUUCAUGACGUCUUCAGAAUGUAAGAGGACUUUAUGAAGAGCCAGGGAAUCUCUCUUUCACCUAAGCUAACAUUUAUUCAGACAACCAGCAGAGAAUUAUCUUCAGCCUUCAUACCUCAAUGGGUACUGUGUGUCCCUGUAAAGCCUAAAUCUUGGGCAUACGGAGAACCUCAUCUUGCAGCAUUAGCUAAACUACAUGGACAGCAACAAUGGCCUCGCUAAAAAAUGGUAAUGCCAGAAAUGAGCUUCUGAACAAAGAUGAAUUGUUACGCAUAUUUCACAAGGGCCUGUCUCUACAUGUAAAACGAGAUAUGACAGCCGCGGAAGAACAAUGGUUGCAAAGGCUGCUCCCUUCCUACCCCGGUUACCGUGGCAACCGCCCGGACUCCCCCAGCCCCGCGCCUGCUGCGGAAUCGCUCCGUAGCAGCAGCAGCAGCCGCUCGCUGCAGGACUCGCUGCUACUGCCGUCGCUUUCGCCGCCUCGCAUGGAGCUCCUGGCUGCCGCGCUCAGCGCUGCCUGCGCCCUGGACCAUGAAGGCUCCGCGGAGAGCGUGGCCGGAGCCCGCCCGCCCGGCAGUGAGUCUCCUUCCAUGGCUGGACCAGUUUCUAGUUCCGAAGAAAGCCCUGUGCAUCCCGACUGCCCGGCUGCUUUCCCCGAGGCUCUACAAGUGAUUCAUCCCAUGACAGCUGACUCUUGGAAAAACUUCAUUGAGCAAAUAGGGCUCUUGUAUCAAGAAUAUCGGGAUAAAUCUACACGUCAGGAGAUUGAAACUAGGCGGCUGCAGGAUUCACAGACAGAUGCAGAAGAAUGCACAGCUACUGAAGACACAGCAUCACAGACAGAAGCCACAAAUACCGAAGAAAGCAAGGCUGUUCCCCAGAUAUGCUUGCUCAGGAAUUCCACUUCCAGGUUUAAUUUGUGGCAAGAUCUUCCAGAAGUCAGGAGCAGUGGUGUUCUGAAUAUUCUCCAGCCAGAUGAGAUCAAACUUCAAGAGGCCAUGUUUGAACUGGUUACCUCAGAAGCUUCGUACUACAAGAGCCUGAACCUUCUGAUAUAUCACUUCAUGGAAAACGAGCGAUUGAAAAAGUUUCUACAUCCUUCAGAGGCUCACAUCCUCUUCUCCAAUGUCCUCGAUGUCAUGGCAGUCAGCGAGCGUUUCCUCUUGGACCUUGAGAAGCGAGUAGAAGAGAACAUUGUGAUCUCAGAUGUCUGCGACAUUGUCUACCAGCACACUAUUAAUCAUUUCUCGGUGUAUGUAACCUAUGUCUCCAACCAAACCUACCAGGAAAGAGCUUAUAAGCAACUUCUCCAGGACAAGCCAGCUUUCCGGGAGGUGAUCUCACAUUUGGAACUGGAUCCGAAAUGCAAAGGCCUGCCUUUCUCAUCGUUCUUGAUUUUGCCUUUUCAAAGGAUCACGAGGCUGAAGCUUCUGGUACAGAAUAUCCUGAAGAAAGUGGAGGAAAAGUCUGAACGUGAAAUCACUGCCCUUGAGGCUCACAAGGAACUGGAAACAGUGGUGAAGGCAUGCAACGAAGGUGUUAGGAAGAUGAGCCGUACAGAACAGAUGAUCAGCAUCCAGAAAAUGCUAGAAUUUAAGAUCAAGUCUGUGCCCAUCAUCUCUCACUCCCGUUGGCUGCUAAAGCAGGGAGAACUGCAGCAAAUGAAUGGCCCCAAAACAUCACGUACCCUCCGCACAAAGAAACUCUUCAGAGAAGUCUACUUGUUCCUCUUCAAUGAUUUGCUAGUGAUCUGCAGACAAAUUUCUAGUGACAAAUAUCAGGUAUUUGACUCUGCACCCCGAGGACUUCUACGGGUGGAGGAGCUGGAAGACCAAGGACAGAGCUUGGCAAAUGUCUUCAUCCUGAGACUCCUGGAAAAUGCAGAUGACCGUGAAGUCAGCUACAUGCUAAAGGCAUCAUCACAAAGUGAAAUGAAGCGCUGGAUGAUCUUGCUGGCUCCGAAUCGGCGAACCAAGUUUGUUUCCUUUACAUCCAGGCUCAUGGAUUGCCCUCAAGUACAGUGUGUCCAUCCUUAUGUGGCUCAGCAGCCAGAUGAGCUGUCACUGGAACUGGCUGAUGUACUGAACAUCCUGGAAAAGACAGACGAUGGUUGGAUAUUUGGGGAGCGUUUGCAUGAUCAAGAGAGAGGUUGGUUCCCCAGCUCCAUGGGUGAAGAGAUUAUGAACCCCAAGAUUCGAUCUCAAAACUUAAAGGAGUGCUUCCGGGUGCACAAGUCAGAUGACAGUCAGCGGAGGAAGAUGGGCAGCAGGAAUAGACAAUGAUCACUGCACACAGUUCUGGGCAGUUGUAUUUCAGAAACAAUGAAUGUCAGAUGCUGAGACAACGGAAGGUGGCACAAAUACCAUUUUUUUGUCAAGCAAGUCCUCUCUCCUCCAAGCUAAUGAACUUCUUUGCAUACUUGAUGCAUCAUGGAUAAUAUCUCUGAAGACAAACUUGAACAGAGGUGAGGCUGCCGUGUGCCUGUACAGAACUAGGAGCUGUAAAAUGUAAUUUCCUAUUGUAUUGCAAAGAGUGUAAAUCUCUUAACUCUGCAUGGUAAGGAAACAGUGAAUGCUGAUCAACUGGAAAAAGCACAACAAGGCCCAAGAGGUUAGCAGCCUGAUUCUUUAAUAUUCCAUCAAGUGACACAAGGUGUAGCAUUUGAUUUUCCAGUGUGCAAUCCAGGCGCACAGGAGCGCACCACCUUUGAAAGGUGAUAUCCACACUUCUACACUCAGGAAGUUUCUCCGUAGGAACUGAGUUUGGAGUACCCACACAGGCACAUCAACAGGUAUCCCUUAUAAAUAAACACAUUGGUGAUUCUUUAAAUGCAUUGGUGAUUCUUUAACAGAGGUAAAAAAAAUUAUGGCAGAGUAUAUUCCACAGAAUUAUUUAAACUGUACUCUUGGGCUACCCUGUAGAAAACUGCAGAGGAGAAUACUGAUAUAGAGAAGCUGCCUAUUGUAGCUCAAGGGCAGUAUUGCUUCAUGAGCAACUUCCAGGGGGCCAUACAACAGAGAGGAACAUGGCUAUAGACAAAAGUGAGCAGAGCAAAAGCUGGGAUGAACCUACAUUCCAACUUUAUAGAUGUCAGAGAUCCCCUACACAUGCUGCUUUCCAUCCAGGCAAGGAAGAGGAAUUAUCGCAGUUGAAGAACAUUUCAAACCAGGCAAAAGCAGUCAAGGGGGCCAUGGCUGGUGAGAGUCCCAAGGGUACAGAGCUUUUCCACACACACACCCCAAGCAUGAGGUUCUCCAUCCCUGACCUAAAAUAGGAAAGGACUAGAAAUUCACUGUUUCUCAUAGCCGUGCAGUUCACCUCCUGGACCCAUAUCCUAAGUGCAAACUAUAAUAAUCACUAGCAAUGCAAUCCUAUAGAUGUCAUUUCAGGAGUAAAACCUAUUGAGUUCAAUGAGCCUUACUCCCAGGUAAGUGCAUAUAGGAUUCUAAUCUGACUGCAUUUAAGUUUUGCAACAAAGUUCUUUGAGAGAGCCAAUGGUAGGUAUCACAAACAAUGUCUAAAUGUUGAGAGGGUGGCUGAGUGGAUAGUACAGACUUAUGCCCUGAACAAAUGCACUGACAGUAUCCCAAAGGUAUGUUUCAUUACUCAGCUCUGUUGCACAUACUAAGGAAUUUUUCAUGGGUGGGGGGAGACAAAAAACAAAACAAAAAACAAGGAGUGGAGAGAGUCAGCUCAAGGCAUGCAUGACAUUCUAUAGUCAUGCUAAAUCUGGAGAGCUAAAGAACUCAGCUAGGGCCAGCAAAUUUCUGUGUAAUUUCCCUGGUGUAUAUAUGGACUCUGAUAACAGUUUCUGUCCAGUUCAGAGAGUUUUGAAUGAAAUGCAUCCUUGUCAAUACAAGUGGAUUAAACUGAUUAUGGACCAAAUGCUCAUUCAAAGAGGAACUGAGACCACUAGGCAGCAGCAACAACAGGCUUGAGGGACAAGAUGACAUGCUUCUCUACUAAAUGUUGUCUGCAAAAGUUUUACUAAAGCAAUAGGAAGGCCUGUUGCAUGUCAGCUGAGCAUUAAUCCUCAGCUGUACACAUGAACUCUAUAAUACUUUCAAGUUGGUGUAUAUAAAUGCUUGCAAAGCCAGGAAAUAUCUUCUCCUUUGCUGCAAAAGUUAUAACUGGCAAACAAGAUGCUUCUCUGGAAGGGAGAGAAAAGAUUCACAAUAGAGAGAAUUUGACUAAGGACAAUUAUAUAGUCAACCAUGAGACAGAGAUCAAGAAAUUAAAUAUUGUAAAGCACUUUGCAUAUUAAAAGUGUUACCUAAAUAAUAACGGAUAAGGAGUAUUUAUUUAAUAGCAACACUCCCCAGGCUCCUUGCACAACGGCCUGUGUACACUGCAUUUUUCUUUUUCAAGCUACUUCACAAGGCUAUGAAUGUAUGAAUCACUUACUCUUAUACUGUCUUCAUACUGAGUCAUGCUGUUCCACCCAGCUUUGUACUAUCUGCUCAGAUUGGUCACAGCUCCUCAAGGUCUCCUACAUACCUGCCUUUCAGCUGGAAAUGCCAGGGAUUGGACCUAGGACCUUCUGCAAAACCUUUGAUUCUGCUCAACUAUUGCUACAUUUUUUUUGAAAAAAAGAUUGCCUUUCAUCCCAAAUCAGGCCUUCAAGGCAACUUGUAUAAGUACAUAAACUGAGAAAUAAAGGUGCUAUUUAGAUUUCUUCACAAAAAAUGUAACAAAACAGUCUUCCCACAUCUUUUUGGCCCAGGUAUAUAAUCACCAUUUGCCCAAUGGAUAAAGGCAGCUGCUAGAAAAAGGCAAAGCAGCCAAGGACUUUUAUUGGGAAUACUUUUUGAACCUCUUUCAGCUCUUACUUACAUGCAACUAACUUAAUUUAAAGUCAACCCAGUGUGGUGUGUUGGACUAAGACCUGAGAGACCAGGGUUCAAAUCCCCACUCUGCCAUGAAGCUCACCAGUCACUGCCUCUCAGCCUAACCUACCUCACAGGGGUGUUCUGAUAUUAAACGAGAAGGUGGUGAAACCUGCACUGCUUGGAGAAGUGGCAGGCUAGAAAUGCAAUAAAAUACAUAACAUUUAACAGUAAGGCAAUGAUAGUAACUAACAUUCCUGAUCAUUCAGUCAUGCACAGCUUUCGCUUACGCUGUUCAGCCAUGCCCCUAGCUUUACACUAUUGCCAGAAAUUGUGAUUUUUUUUUUACAAAUGAAUUUUAAACACCCACAGCCAAGGAAUAGCAUAUUGAACUGUGCAAGGCUAAGGUUACCUGAUAGCUGAGUUAUGGAAAGCAAAAAGCUCCUGGCAUUCACCACUUAACCAAUCCUGCUAAUUUAGCAAAACCUCUCUGAGAAACUCAAAAGCAGAUUGCUGUAAUUUUGAGUGCCGAGUGACACAGUGUACCAAUUAACUUCCUCCAGUUACCAGAAUUAGGUAGCUUGGUGUAUUUUUGCACACAAGCAUAGACCUUGGGAUCGCAGGCCAUUACCACCAGAAUGAAAUGUAGGAGAGGGAGGUAAUAUUUUUUCUUACUUCUUACUAUGAAAACAGAAAUGGCCAAACAAGCAGCUUUCAGUACUUUGAUUUCUCCAGCAGCUAGCUCUCACCUACUCCACCCUGUGGUCAUAAACAUGAAUGUACUAACUAAACACAUGCACAUACUGACCACAGAUUUCAUUACAUUGUAUGGGAAUGUGGCUUGUUUUCCAAAUCCGCUUCUUACAUUCAGACCUUUAAAAUAAUAUUUUAUUGAAGCACAAGUGUACAUAUUGCAACAUGACAAAAAGAUGGGUAAGCACAUGACACAUACAAAUGACUGCAGCCACAAGUAUUUCUAGACUAGAAUGCAA
Messenger RNA from Zootoca vivipara (common lizard), 7170 nucleotides. Lineage: Eukaryota; Metazoa; Chordata; Lepidosauria; Squamata; Lacertidae. The record is from RefSeq and is a predicted model, not a curated record.